UUCGCCUUCCCAGCCGUCUAAUUCAUCGCCAUUAUGCAUUUACUGGCUGAAUGAUGUUUAUUUUUAGUAGUGUUAGUGCAGGAGUCAUGUAGUCAUUGAGGAAAUUGGUUAAACUACGUCUCGGGAGGGAAAGAAAAAAGAAUGACCGCUAUGAUUUUUGGAAUUUUUUUUCUUUAUUUGGCUUCUCAGUGGUCUAAUUCCUCUCCAUUAUGUACUGACUGAUUGACUGGUAUUUAUUUUAAGUAGUGUAUGUGCAGGAGUCAUGUAGUCAUUGAGGAAAUAGGUUAAAAUACGUCUCGGGAGGGAAAGAAAAAAGAAUGACCGCUAUGAUUUUUGGCAUUUUUUCCUUUAUUUGCCUUCUCAGUGGUCUAAUUCCUCUCCAAUAUGCACUGACUGAUUGACUGGUCUUUAAUAGAUGUAGACUAAAUUGCAGGAGUCUUAUUCAUUGAGGAAACUGCGAAGAUACGUCUCAGAGGGAAGAAAAAAAAGGAUGGCAUUGCUCAGUCAUUCCUCGGCCAUCCCCUUUAAGACCUUUACCUUACCCUACUCCACUCUAUGGGGCCCAGGGAAGCACCUCAAGGCCCAGGAGGCACGUGGCAGGGACUGUGACUGGGCUUGUGUGGCUUCCCAAAAAGGUUUCCUCAUUCACGUCAUGCGGAAGUUUUGACGUGCCAUGACAGACCUCAGAAUAGUUUUUAUUAUAUAUUCACAGUGUGUGUGUUAAGAGAUAGUUCAGUUCCCUUGGGUGUGUUGGUAGAGCUAUAACAUGCCACAUUUUGUUAAUUUAUUGUUUAAAUUUCUAUGAGUUAGGGAGGAAAUGUGGUGUGUGUGGGUAAUCCAGUAACUUGCAACUGGUGUCGUGGUGUUGGUGGGUGUGGCCAUGGUGUUUACACAGCAGGAAGCACCUUGCUGGAGGAAGUCUGGAUACACGUGACAAGGAACAAAAAAGGUGUGAGUCUGCUGCCAGCUGUCGUGCUGACCGAGAGUGCUCAUUCACGUUCCUUCAUUCAUACUGCUGAGGAGAGAAAUAUCCUCUUGCAAGAUUCUGUCUAAUUGAUUAGUGGAUUUGUCUACAAUGGAGGACUGGCUAGGUUACUUAUCCCUACAGCCUUCGGGGCUCACCUUCCCCAAGCCCAGGAGGAGGAAACGGCAGAGAAAAGUCGACAGAAUGAAGUGGGUUGACGUUGUGCUGUCUGCUGUGAGGGUGGUGCUGGAGGCUGUGUCAAGGCUCAUCUUUGGGAUUAUGUACCAUGGCAAUUCACAGACCCCUCUACCUCCCAUCACCAACCUCAUCCUGCUGGAGUCGGCCACGGCACUCGCCACAAAGAUCAGGACAAGGAAGUUAACCAGUGAGGAAGUUGUCAAGUCCUUCAUAGCACGCAUCAGAGAGAUCAAUCCCAUCUUGAACUGUGUGGUUGAUGAUCGCUUCGAGGAGGCUCUCAAAGAUGCAAGAGCUGUCGAUAAACUUAUUGAAUCUGGCACAGAAAAUGAGGAAACACUAGCGAAGACAAAGCCCUUCCUUGGCGUUCCUUUCACAACCAAAGACUGUUUAGCUGUGAAAGGCUUGAAACAGACAGCAGGUUUGUGGGUGCGGAGAGCUAUGGUGGCCGAGGAGGACGCCGACACAGUGAGGGUGAUGAGGGAGGCCGGUGCCAUCCCUCUGUGUGUGACCAAUGUCUCUGAGCUCUGCAUGUGGUGGGAGAGCUCCAACACCAUCUACGGCCGCACCAACAACCCUUACUGUACCUGUAGGACUGUUGGGGGGUCUUCUGGUGGGGAGGGCUGCCUCCAGGCUUCCUGCGGUUCUCCCUUCGGCAUCGGUUCAGACAUCGGUGGAUCCAUACGCAUUCCGUCCUUUUUCAACGGAAUAUUUGGCCACAAACCUACUCAUGGCAUAGUGAGCAACAUUGGGCAGGAGCCUGUGGCCACAGGGGAAGCCAUGGAGUUCUUGGCCACGGGCCCCAUGUGCAGGUACGUCCAGGACAUCAUCCCCAUGUUGAAGGUCCUCGCUGCUGGCAAUGCACACCUGCUCAAAUUAGACCAAAAGGUGGACAUUCGCAACCUCCGCUACUUCUACAUCGAGGACGACGGCGGCUCCCCCCUGGUUACCCCCGUUCAGUCUGAGCUCCGCGCCGCCCAGCACAAGAUUGUCAAGCACCUCGAGAAAGCUUACGGCAUCAAGGCGAAGAAGAUCACACUGGGGAAACUGAAAGCCGCUGUUCCAAUGUACUUCUCCAAGCUUGCUAGUGUGGAGGAGGCCCACACAUUUUGUCAAGAACUAGCUCUGAAAAAGGGAUCCAUCAAUGUGUGGAUGGAGCUGUUGAAGUGGUGUCUGUGCUGCUCCAAACACACCUUCCCCGGCCUGCUGCUCGGCGUGCUGGAGAAGCUCAACAACCACCACAAACAGUCCGAUGACUUCCCCAAACUCCUCGCCAUGUGUGCCGACCUCAAGCAGGAGAUGAAGGAGCUUCUUGGCGAUGACGGUGUGUUGCUAUUCCCAAGCCACCCCACCGUCGCCCCAUACCACGGCCAGCCACUCUUCAGGCCCUUCAACUUCUGCUACACUGCCGUCAUCAACAUCCUCCUCUUCCCCUCCACACAGUGCCCCCUCGGCCUGGGCUCAGAAGGCUUGCCACUAGGGAUCCAGGUCGUAGCAAACCACCACCAAGACCACCUGACUUUAGCUGUCGCCUCAGAGCUGGAGAAGGCCUUUGGUGGAUGGGUUUGUCCCUCAAUAGUAAAAUAAAUAACCACAAGCAGACCAAAACUCACAAGUGCAUUACUUAGAGGCUUAAUGAGCAUUCCUAGCAAGAUAUUUUGUCUAUGCCCUCUCGAUAGUUUGUUGUUACUUGUGAUUGCUUACCUGUAUCAGUGGUUGGUGUUUGUUACCCAUUGUAUGUUAGACCAUACAUAAGUUUUGUAUGUUCAUGUUUUAUGGGUUUUUUGCCCAGUCUUAUUUAUGUUUACUGGUACCGUGGUACAAGAUAUUUAUUUUGAGUGCACCUCAAUAAAUGCUAAUUGUACUGUUUACAAUGAUGUAUUGUUCAUCCACAGAGCAAGAUGAACACUAAACACAGCAUGAAUUUAUGAAUGCACGGGUAGAAUAAAACAAUUGUAAGAAUUUAGCCCCAAAAGCAGGAGUCAGGUCACCCAAACAAUGGUAACAUGGUACUGCCUUCAUGUGUGCCAGCCUGAUGAGAGCAAAGCUUAGUCUUACAAGUCUUGUGUUCAAAUAAAGCUUUUUCUUACUUAGUCUUGUGGUCAAGUGCAUGACUAGACAAAGAUCAGCAGGUAAUAGGUAUAGUUGGGGGCAUAGGCUACAGCUACGCCUUGUGUUGGUGCUCAUCUCCCUUGAGCCUGUGGUGGGUAAGAAUCCAUGAAACUGGGACACAGGGGAAAGAUUAAUGCAGGUUGUUAUUUUAAAAGUAAAUAUGAAAUUGGGUCAAA
Molecule: messenger RNA, 3447 nt
Organism: Eriocheir sinensis (Chinese mitten crab)
Lineage: Eukaryota; Metazoa; Arthropoda; Malacostraca; Decapoda; Varunidae
Product: fatty-acid amide hydrolase 2-A-like
Exons: 12
Coding region: 1076-2746 (556 amino acids)
Source: RefSeq, a predicted model, not a curated record